UGAGUGGGUGAGAGCAGUUCAAGUUUUGACCGGGCAAGCACUAAGACCACGCGGAAUCCGCCAGAAAGUGGUUGUCAAUUUAACCAAAACACAGCAAACAGUUGGAGGAAGGGGAAGUCUAAUGAACGCGACAUACCAAUAGACCGUCAGAAUGAGUCCGAAGCGCUUCCUGGAGGGGCAGGUGUACUCCGUGCCUCUGAUCCAGCCGGACCUGCGGCGGGAGGAGGCCAUUCACCAGAUAGCCGACGCCCUCCAGUACCUGGAGACAAUCUCCUGUGACAUCUUUGCCAGGGUGUCCCGUAGUGUUGAGAAGAAUCGCACCCAUCUCCAGACUGUGACAGACCGCAUCAAGCUGGCACAGGCCCGCAUUGACAAAAUCAAGGGUAGCAAGAAGGCUACCAAGGUGUUUUCCAGUGCCAAGUUCCCGGCUCCUGAUAGGCUGCAGGAUUACUCCUCCAUUUUCUCCGGCGCUGCAGACCCCAGCUCUCAGAAGCGCCCUCGCUACAAGGUGCAGGGGAAACACAGGCCUCUGGAUGAGCAGGCGUUGCAGGAGAAGCUGAUGUACUUCCCUGUGUGUGCGAACGCUAAGAGGCGCUCGGAGGAUGAGACGGAGGAAGGAUUGGGAGGCCUGCCCAGGAACAUCAGCUCGGUCAGCUCCCUGCUUCUCUUCAACACCACAGAGAACCUCUAUAAGAAGUAUGUGUUCCUGGACCCGCUGGCAGGGGCUGUGACAAAGACACAGAACACCCUGGAGACGGAGAAGGAGAAGCCAUUCGACGCGCCGCUGUCCAUGACGAAGAGAGAGCAGCUGGAGAGACAGACUGCAGAGAAUUACUUCUACGUGCCAGACCUGGGCCAGGUGCCAGAGAUUGAUGUGCCCUCCUACCUCCCCGACCUGCCUGGCAUCGCGGACGAUCUAAGCUACAGCGCUGACCUGGGGCCUGGCAUUGCGCCCUCCGGAGCUGCCAGCAGCAUCCCAGAGCUGCCCUCCUUCGGGGCCGAGGCAGGGGAGCUCAGCGGCCCAGAUGUUCAGUUCAGGGAAGCAGCCCCACCCCCUCCUCCUCCCCCACCUCCUCCUCCUCCUCCCCCUCCUCCUGAAGCCCCCCUCCCUAACGCAGGGACCCCCCUGGGAGUCCCCCCAGCCCCUCCUCCGCCUCCCCCUAUCCCCAGCACCCAGCCCUCCACACCAGCUCUGGUGAGGGGUACACCCUUGGAGGUGGUCAAGCCCUCGGACGGCAGGGCCAGCCUCCUGGAGUCGAUACGAGAGGCUGGCGGGAUCGGCAAGGCAAAGCUGCGCGAUGUCAAAGAGAGGAAGAAGGAGAAGAAGAAGCAGAAGGAGCAGGAGCAAGUGACAUCCACAGUGAGCAGCGGGAACAUGAUGUCUGAUCUCUUCAAUAAGCUGGCCUUGAGGAGGAAAGGGAUCUCUGGGAAGGGUCCGGUGGUGGGGGAGGGAGGGGGAGACGCCCCGGCCAGUUCCGGCAGUGCCUUCGCCAGGAUGUCCGACGCCAUUCCGCCCCUCCCCGCUCCACAGCAGCCAAACACAGGGGAGGAGGACGAGGGGGACUGGGAGGCAUAGCCACAGCGGCAAGGACUGCACAUUCCCACAGACCAGCCUGCUACCAGCAGGGCAGCAGAACUGGGGAGGGAGGACCAGCAGUACACAAACAAUAACCGCGAUAAGUGCUCAAGCCAUGAGCAAACUGACAACACAGCUCAGUACAGAGGUCUGUCUUGAAAUAAAAGACCGAUUCCCCCUAAACAGAAGCCUCCCAGGGCGUUUUUUUAAACAUUCCCAUUAAAUAAUCUAAACUCUUGAUCACUUCUGUCUAGUGACAAACCUCAACAAUACUAACCGCCCUCAUCUGUUGUGCUCAGAAAGUGAAUGACCCUUUUAUUACAGCUGUAUUCAUUAUUUCCAGUAUCUAUUUUGUAAUGUUUCACUACACAGUGUCUGUUCUGUAUCAAUAAAGAGCCAUGUGGAUUUCGUUUUGUGGUUCUCAUACUGGAAAAAAGAGCUGCGGUAACUUUAUUUUCAGCAGCACAGAAACAUUGACCCUCUCUAACCCGUUGUAAUCAGUGAGCAUGUGCUGCACUCAAACUGGAAUAUUAGUUUUUGUGUGUGUAGUUUUUGUCUAAUACUCACGUCUUAAUGAAUUUCCAGGCCAUGUUCUGCAAACCUGUGAGCUCGACAUGGCACAGUAUGGUCUGCAAAAAUUAUGUACAUAAAUAAAAAAAUAAAAAAACACAAGCC
Messenger RNA from Acipenser ruthenus (sterlet), 2251 nucleotides. RefSeq names its product WAS protein family homolog 1 (gene wash1). Gene Ontology annotation, molecular function: alpha-tubulin binding; gamma-tubulin binding. Lineage: Eukaryota; Metazoa; Chordata; Actinopteri; Acipenseriformes; Acipenseridae. The record is from RefSeq and is a predicted model, not a curated record. The transcript is spliced from 11 exons. Gene Ontology annotation, cellular component: early endosome; WASH complex; recycling endosome. The coding region runs from base 152 to 1576 and encodes 474 amino acids. Gene Ontology annotation, biological process: Arp2/3 complex-mediated actin nucleation; retrograde transport, endosome to Golgi; endocytic recycling.